Molecule: messenger RNA, 3774 nt
Organism: Chelmon rostratus (copperband butterflyfish)
Lineage: Eukaryota; Metazoa; Chordata; Actinopteri; Chaetodontiformes; Chaetodontidae
Gene: clcn5b
Product: chloride channel, voltage-sensitive 5b
Exons: 17
Coding region: 263-2728 (821 amino acids)
Biological process (GO): transmembrane transport; chloride transport
Cellular component (GO): Golgi apparatus; early endosome; synaptic vesicle
Molecular function (GO): voltage-gated chloride channel activity
Source: RefSeq, a predicted model, not a curated record
GUCGUUAUAUCAGUAGUUUGAGUGUCUUGUUAAAAUGACGGUCCACGGUGGCCUCUUUUAGUGCACCUCCCUCGUUUUGAAGCAGUCGGUGGUGGGAUGACGCAGGGUUUUCUCGGAGCAGCCGCUGCGGAGCUUUAAGUUUACCUUAGCUGCUGUUGACAUAAGCAGCCUACAGUAGAAGACUGCGGCGGGGCAAAUCCGAGUCACAAGACUUCUUCACCGAGCCGCACGGCUGCUUUCUCUCCCCACAGGCUUUGAAAGGAUGGAAAACCCCGGCUACUGCUCUGGGAGCUUUGACGGCCUCCAUCACCCGAGUGACGAUGAUGAUGACGAUAUGGUGGACAUUGCAGGAGCCACGCUUGACUUCUCCUCCACGGACGACGUGCCCCCUCUCAGCUCAGGAGGCUAUGAGGAGUACAGCAGCAGCAGCAGCAGCAGCAGAGCAGCCGGUAUGAACGGUAACGGCCCCAGUCAAUUUGUGGACCCACUGGAGGACCCACUGCCCGGAUUGGGCACCUACGAAGACUUCAACACCAUCGACUGGGUCAGAGAGAAGAGCAAGGACCGCGACAGACACAGAGAGAUCACCAAGAAGAGCAGACAGUCGACCGUGGCUCUGCUGCACAGCGUCAGCGAUGCCUUCUCUGGAUGGCUGCUCAUGCUGCUGGUGGGGCUCAUGUCAGGCGCUCUAGCUGGCGGCAUCGACAUCGCAGCCCACUGGCUGACGGACAUGAAGGACGGGAUUUGCCUCAUCGGCUUCUGGUUCAACCACGAGCACUGCUGCUGGAAGUCAAAAGAGACGACGUUUCAGGAGAGGGACCGGUGUCCACAGUGGCAGAGCUGGGGUGAGCUCAUAACGGGGACAUCAGAGGGUGCGUUUGCCUACAUCGUGAACUACCUGAUGUACAUCUUCUGGGCUUUGCUCUUCGCUUUCCUGGCCGUCACGCUGGUCAGGGCCUUCGCUCCGUACGCUUGUGGCUCAGGAAUCCCAGAGAUUAAAACCAUCCUCAGCGGCUUCAUCAUCCGCGGCUACCUGGGGAAGUGGACCCUGAUCAUCAAGACCAUCACCCUGGUGUUGGCCGUCUCCUCCGGGCUGAGCUUAGGCAAGGAGGGCCCUCUGGUGCACGUGGCCUGCUGCUGCGCGAACAUCUUGUGUCAUCUGUUCACCAAGUACCGCAAGAACGAGGCCAAGCGGCGAGAGGUGUUGUCGGCAGCAGCAGCAGUGGGCGUGUCCGUGGCCUUCGGCGCUCCCAUCGGAGGAGUCCUGUUCAGCCUGGAGGAGGUGAGCUAUUACUUCCCCCUGAAGACGCUGUGGCGUUCGUUCUUCGCCGCCCUGGUCGCAGCCUUCACCCUGCGCUCCAUCAACCCGUUUGGAAACAGCCGCCUGGUGCUGUUCUAUGUGGAGUUUCAUGCCCCGUGGCACCUGGUGGAGCUGGCGCCCUUCAUCCUGCUGGGGAUAUUUGGCGGCCUCUGGGGGGCGCUGUUCAUCAAGGCCAACAUCGCCUGGUGCAGGAGACGUAAAUCCACUCGUCUGGGUCACUACCCCAUCAUCGAGGUGCUGGUGGUGGCUGCUUUGACCGCUGUGGUCGCCUACCCCAACAGCUACACCAGGAUGAGCGGAGCCGAGCUCAUCUCCGAGCUGUUCAACGACUGCUCUCUGCUCGACUCCUCCCAGCUCUGCGGCUACCAGCAGCCGGCCAACACAUCAGAAACCAGUGCAGGUAACAGUCUAGCUGACCGUCCUGCAGGAGAAGGCCUGUACACCGCUCUGUGGCAGCUAGCCCUCGCCUUAGCCUUCAAGAUGAUGAUCACUGUGAUUACCUUUGGCAUGAAGGUUCCCUCUGGCCUCUUCAUCCCCAGCAUGGCAGUCGGAGCCAUAGCUGGCAGGCUGCUGGGUGUCGGCAUGGAGCAGCUGGCCUACUACAACCACGACUGGUUCAUCUUCAAAGGGUGGUGCUCGCCGGGAGCAGACUGCAUCACCCCGGGGCUCUACGCGAUGGUCGGAGCCGCCGCAUGUUUAGGCGGAGUCACUCGUAUGACGGUGUCGCUGGUAGUCAUCAUGUUUGAGCUGACCGGCGGUCUGGAGUACAUUGUCCCCCUCAUGGCCGCCACCAUGACCAGCAAAUGGGUGGCAGAUGCUUUCGGAAGAGAGGGAAUCUAUGAGGCUCACAUCCGGCUCAACGGAUACCCGUUCCUGGAGCCCAAAGAGGAGUUUGAGCACAGCAGCCUGGCGGUGGACGUGAUGAGGCCCAGGAGGUCGGACCCGGCCCUGGCCGUGCUCACGCAGGAGGGCAUGACUGUAGGGGAGGUGGAGGCCUUGGUGGAGGGGACUCAUUACAGUGGCUUCCCUGUGGUCGUCUCUCAGGAGUCCCAGAGGCUUGUGGGAUUUGUGCUCAGAAGAGAUCUGCUCAUAUCAAUAGACAACGCCCGAAAGCGCCAGGAGGGCGUCGUCAGCGCCUCCAAAGUCGUCUUUACCGAGCACGCUCCGGCUCAGGCGUCUGAUGCUCCGCCGCCCCUCCGCCUCAGAGGUAUCAUGGACCUGAGCCCCUUCACGGUCACCGACCACACUCCCAUGGACAUCACUGUGGAUAUAUUCAGGAAGCUGGGGCUACGCCAGUGUCUCGUCACACAUAACGGGAGGCUGCUGGGAAUCAUCACCAAAAAGGACAUACUGAAACACAUGGCGCAGAUGGCCAACAGAGACCCUGACUCCAUCCUCUUCAACUGAACCCCUCCGCCCUUCCUCUUCGUCAUCCCUCCACCUCUCCCCCGCGGAACUGGGGGGGAGGAGAGGACACCAGCUCGGACACUCGAACCAACAAAAACGCACCUUUACCUCCUCAACUUUUAAAAGGCUGUUUAGAGGAAGCCAAGUAAGUCGAGCCCCGUUUGCACAGGAACAUAGAGAACAAUGGAUUUUCUUUUCUUCUUCGUGCGUGUGUGUGUGUGUGCGUGUGUGAGAUGGGGGUGUUUGGCUGUCUGACAGCGUGUGCACCACUGACAAAAUAAAAGCUCAGAAACAAUGACUCAUCUGACGCUGCAAUUUCAUGCUGGAGGAGACGGACGCAGGAGGACGCAGGACAGAUACACAACGGAAUAUUUCACAUCUGCUCCUUUUGGCUUUUUCCAUCCUCCUUUCUUUUCUUUUCUUUUUUUUUUUUGGAAAAAAGUGAAGAAAAAAAUAAAUCGCCGUCCUCCAUUGGCCACUCUGCUACACCUAAGAGAAAAACAUUUUGAAAGGAGGUGGGAACAGACGCUCCUCUGACAAGAGGAGAGGGGAGAAAUAAUGACAUCAGGGCAGAUAAAGAGAGGUUUGGGGAGCUCCGUGCCUGCCCUCCGGCCCCUCACAGCGAGCCCAGACAGAGCACUCUGGGCUGGGCUGAUGGAUGCGCAGCCACCCCCCCCCCUCCACUCUCCUCCCUCCCUCUGUGAGGUUUAAUGUAGCCCCGGGCGAAGCAUACAGGAGUGUGAGAAGAGGAUCUAACACACACACUUACACUCCAUUAAGACUUCACGACAGCCUGGGAACUCUCCAGAAACGUCUUUUUGUCAUAGACUCUUGAGAUCUGAAAUGCGGUGCGAGACUCCAGCCUGGGAACGACGCAGAGCUGUCUUGCCGUGUGAUUGGCAACACAAACAGCUAUAUCCUCCGACAGAAAUCAUGCACAGGUAGCGGCGACGCUGCAAAAACCCACGUCCUGCCUUAACGAAGGGUUCAGGGCUUUCUCAGCCGCCGUGGAAGGGCUAAAAAAAAAAAAUGCAAAGAGAGAAUCG